ACAAGGGUAAUUAAUUAAAUUAAUAUUUGACUAGACAAUUGUUAUUACUGCAUUGAGUAGAGCCAAGAGAAGGUAGAGUCAGUGAUUCAGGCUAGGAAGGAUUCUUAACAAUGGGUGAAGAAGCUCCAAAGCUUUACAACAGCAAACCCAAGAAGGCUAAGCUUAAACAAUUUCAAGAACAACAAAAAGGAAAAGAUUUUGCUUCUUCAACAACACCUCCACAAUCAUCAUCAGCUGCUGCAACGUCAUACACAAUGGGGUCGAGCUCUGCUGCUUCGCCUCCUCCACCUCCAAAAGAGUCUUUUGCUAGGCGUUACAAGUUCCUCUGGCCCCUUCUUUUGACUGUUAAUCUUGCUGUUGGAGCUUACAUGUACAUGAAGACCAGUAAAAAGGAUGAAAGCAUAACUGAGGAAGAAGGGGCAAAAGAUGUGCCCUCAAUUCCAGUUUCAGCUACAGCUGCAGCAACUGCUGUGAUCACUGAAAACCCCGUUGCAGAGUUUGUGAAGUUACGUGAACCAAUUCCUGUGGAUCAGCAACGAGAACUUUUCAAGUGGAUUUUGGAAGAGAAAAGGAAGGUCAAACCAAAGGAUCCUGAAGAAAAGAAGCGUAUUGAUGAAGAGAAAGCCAUUCUCAAACAAUUUAUUCGUGCAAAAUCUAUUCCAAGUAUUUAGCUAACUGAUUACCUGCUUAUUAAACAUUACUGUGAUAAAAUAGUUUGGAUUUUACUUUUGAAAUAUCAGAUUUACUUUCUCAUUGCAAUUCAA
This is a messenger RNA of Mangifera indica (mango), 764 nucleotides long. RefSeq lists its product as uncharacterized. The coding region runs from base 111 to 671 and encodes 186 amino acids. Lineage: Eukaryota; Viridiplantae; Streptophyta; Magnoliopsida; Sapindales; Anacardiaceae. The record is from RefSeq and is a predicted model, not a curated record. The transcript has 3 exons.